AUUACCAACCAAGUAGAUGGGCAAAAUUAACUACAUGUUGCCCAGCUGUAUCACUCCUGGGUGUGAGUCUAAAGGAUUCGGACCACACACCACAGAGAUAAACAUCCAUGUUUAUCUCUGCACUAUUCACAGUAGCUAGGAAAUGAACCGGCUUACAUGUCCAUUUACAGAUGAAUGGAGGAGGAAACGGUGAAGCCAGUGCAGUGGAAUCUGACGCAUCCAUAAGGAAAAAACGACAUACUUUCAUGAAAAUGGAUGGAACUAGAAGCCUUUAUGUUAAAUAAGACUCUGAAGGACAAACGCAUGUUUUCUCUGACAUGGAGCCAAGAUUUGAAGAUGUGUGCAAUGAGGAGCCAUGAGUGGAAGAAGUUUUAAGAAGCCUUGUUCUAGGGAACAGCCUAAGAUUUUUGAUCACCACAAUGGGCAGUGCAUCUUAUCGAGGGAAUACAUUGUAUUCCUAAUAACCAGAGUGAAGGCCAUCCCCUUGGAGGAUGGUCUUAAGAAUUUGCUGGAGACAGGAGCAUCAGUCAACGCACCCCCGGAUCCUCAGGAGCAGUCGCCUGUUCACCUAGCUGCAGGUGGCGGCCUUGCUUGCUUUCUUCUCUGGCAGCUGCAAACAGGCGCUGACCUCAACCAACAGGAUGUUUUGGGAGAAACUCCACUCCACAAAGCAGCGAAAGUUGGAAGCUUGGAAUGCCUUAGCCUCCUUGUGGCCAGUGAUGUCCAGAUUGACAUAUGUAAUAAGAAUGGGCAAACGCCAGAAGAUCUUGCUUGGUCAUGUGGCUUUCCAGAAUGUGCCAGGUUCCUAACAAUGAUUAAAUGUAUGCAGACAGCAAAAUUAUCAAGUGAGCAACCCGAGGGUGACCCCCAUGCUCCUGUGCUGAGACAGAAGCGGAGCUUCAGGACUAUGGAGAACAGAGCAUUGAAGAGAAAGUGCUGAUGUCUUGCUGGGCAAGAGGAAAGAAGAGGCUUGAGGAAGGGCUUCACUUCAGACAGAUCUACAGGCCAUUGCUUUGGCUUAUCACAUGGCUAAACUCCUGAGGAGGCAAACUUUCUUCUGAGUGAAGAGAACAUUCAUGAAUACAUGUAUUUACAUGACUACAAUAUUUUGCAUGUGCAUGUUUUAUUACUUAAUUUAUUAAAAGAACAUUCAAGGAAUUAAAA
Messenger RNA from Grammomys surdaster, 1164 nucleotides. It is a transcript of the gene Ankrd37, whose product is annotated as ankyrin repeat domain 37. The transcript is spliced from 7 exons. Gene Ontology annotation, molecular function: protein binding. The coding region runs from base 356 to 940 and encodes 194 amino acids. Lineage: Eukaryota; Metazoa; Chordata; Mammalia; Rodentia; Muridae. The record is from RefSeq and is a predicted model, not a curated record.